CCUCGCCACGGAGAGCGUUUGGGACCUCCUCCGGCGCGCCGCGGCGGGAGGGGCGGGGUGAGCCGCGCUGAGCGGCGCGCGCUUUAUCCCGGUGACGCACUCGGUUGCUAGGUGUGAAUGAACUGAUGCUUUGGGACAAUUAAGCCGCUCCUCAGUUUACAGGUCGACCACAACAAAGCAACAUCUCGUCCUUUUUUUUUGCGUCGUCCCGGACAUUCCGAGCUCGAACAUGGCUCUUUAAUUCCCUCCAAGUUGCUGGACCCUAGAAAGAAGUCGUGCUUUGCUUUUGCAACGCACCCCCAAGUGCUCUACACAUUUUUCUGCAAGAAUGGAGUUUCAUUAUGCCCACCCAGCCCUGCUCUCUGUGGCCCAUCUGUCAGACCCCGCUCGCUCUCAGCAUAUGCUCGGACUUGGACUGAAUCAACGCACCAACAGACAAAAUGAUGGCAACAUCAGCUCCUGUUUGGAUGACUCUUCGUGUCUACCCGGCAGACCCCCUCGCUCUCUCUCACCCACAGGCUAACCACAGCCAAUCACAGGGGUGCAGGGGGGAGGUGUCAGAGGAGAGUCAGCACUUAAUUGGUGAUGGUCUCACUGACUGGAUGACGGAAGAAGUGGAUUUCUCCUCGUACCUCCCAAACCCUCCUUCCCCUCCCUCCUCCACCAAUGCCUCCCUUCCCCCUUCGCCCCUCCAGAAUGAUAUCCAGGUGCCCUCUGACUUGGAGGUCAUGACCUCUCUGCUGCAAGAGGAACUCGCCCAACUAGAGGACUACUUCCUGUCUGAGCCACUGCCUGAGAAAGGGCCGAGGCUGGGAAAAUGCGACAGGGGUCCACAGCCGGCAGGUCCUCAGCCCUUCAGUCAGCUGCCAUAUGCAUCAUACUCGACAUCCACCCAAUCGGAAACAAGCCCACUUCUUGUUACCCUGGCAACCGGAGAACUGGACCUGCUCAGCAUCUGUGGCGGGCCCAUUGGGCGAUCCAAAAUUCCAAGACACGCCCCGUACAGCUGCAGUCGCCCCAGUGGGUGUGGUAGGAAGAGAGUUCCCGACGGCGUGAGGCUCAGCGACGGCUACGACAGCAGUUUGUUGAGUUCCAAAGGCAAUAACUCAGGUAACUCAGCUGUGACCCUCGCGAGUAAUUACAGCUGCGUAGAGGACGACCAGCUGGUAGGCAAAAGCUACUGUCUGGGCAGUGCAGUCGAACUUAGGCGAUGUGCUGUUUUACCCAAAGAAGAGAAAAAUUGUUGUUUCACCCAAGAUGCGAUCGGCGGCGGAAAGGUUGUUGGUGGCGGAUUUGGUUUUGGUGGAUCGUUCGAUGUCCCACACAAGAAAGAGGAUCUGUUGAUGUACAGCAUGAGGGAGGUCAGCGCAGGCACAAGCAACAGCGAAGUGCUCAACAGCAUCAAGGCCAGCGUGGAGGUGACAAAGGCCUCCGUGUCUUGGAAAAGCGAGAGUAGUGAAGCUUAUCUCCCAGCAGCACCACAGUCCGAGGCCUAUCACAGUUUCUUGGGCAGCAUGAACGAGCAGGUGAAAACAGAAAGUCUACAGUUGGCUCAGCACGACUUACACUGUAAUUUCCUUGAGGAUCAGGGCCCCGAGUGUCUUUUAAUGGCCAGGGAGAGUCUGAGUAUGGAGUCUUCAGGCAUCAGGCAAGCAUGCAGGCUGAAGGAAGACCAAUGUGCUGUGAAAUACGAAGUGGACCUCCUUCCAGCUGAGGGUGGGGAGCGCAAACAAAAGAAGCGAGAUCAGAACAAAACCGCCGCUCACAGGUACCGCCAGCGGAAAAGGGCGGAGCUAGAUUCCCUGGAGGAGCAGCUGCAUUGUCUCGAAGGCAGGAACCGGGAACUCCGGGACAAGGCUGAGUCUGUAGAACGCGAAAUCCAGUACGUCAAAGACCUGCUGAUUGAAGUUUACAAGGCCCGUAGCCAAAGGCUCAAGCAGGACACCACAGCGUAACACCGACCUCCUGCAAGUACACCUGAAGAGCGCGCAACAGGGAAAAUGCCAAGCGCUUUGUGUCUUUAAGUCUGUCCAGAAUUGAAUGUUUCGAUUCUAUAUUUUUUUUAUGGCGAGGGGGUGAUUGCAUGCUUUGCUAAUGUGUUUUUUUUUUUUUUUUGUUCUACUUUUUAAUAUUUUAAAUCAAUAUUUUAUCCAAUGCUUCCAUGGCUUUCGCACUCAAAUCACUUGAGUCUCCACUGUGGCAUUGCAAUGCUUUAAAUGACAAUCAUUUUGAAAGAGGUCUCGCACCUCGAGAAUCCAACAACUGAGUUAGAAUCGACUCUGAAGAAGCAAUGUUUUUCAUGAUGCAGGUUUUAUAUUUUUGAUAGCCUUACAUUUGAAUCGAUGUCAGCAAUAUAACAUAUUUUCUAUUUCAUUAUUUCCAUUUUUUUUUGUUUUUGCAAUCAUUGUA
This is a messenger RNA of Salarias fasciatus (jewelled blenny), 2409 nucleotides long. It is a transcript of the gene atf5a, whose product is annotated as activating transcription factor 5a. Lineage: Eukaryota; Metazoa; Chordata; Actinopteri; Blenniiformes; Blenniidae. Gene Ontology annotation, biological process: regulation of transcription by RNA polymerase II. The record is from RefSeq and is a predicted model, not a curated record. Gene Ontology annotation, molecular function: DNA-binding transcription activator activity, RNA polymerase II-specific; RNA polymerase II transcription regulatory region sequence-specific DNA binding. The transcript has 4 exons. Gene Ontology annotation, cellular component: nucleus. Bases 441 to 1955 code for a protein of 504 amino acids.